This is a messenger RNA of Dioscorea cayenensis subsp. rotundata (Guinea yam), 399 nucleotides long. RefSeq lists its product as uncharacterized. Bases 43 to 396 code for a protein of 117 amino acids. The transcript is spliced from 2 exons. NCBI's taxonomy places the organism in Eukaryota, Viridiplantae, Streptophyta, Magnoliopsida, Dioscoreales, Dioscoreaceae. The record is from RefSeq and is a predicted model, not a curated record.
ACAAUACGGAGAAGGUGGGCAAGGAUAAAAAGAUUGAAAGAAAUGAGUGGCAUGGGUUGGGAUAACAACCUUAAAAUGAUUGUAAUGGGCGAGGCAGAGUACAGAGACUAUGUUCAGAUUCACCCUCAAGAUGAGCCAUACUUGAACAAAACAAUUGAAGAUCAUGAUCUUUUGGAGGCCAUAUGUGGUAAUGACCAAGCCACAGGUCGUUAUGCUGUUCAAUUUGGAAAUACUAUUGGCACACAGAUGGACUACAACACCGAGCCAGAAGCAGUUCCCCCUACUGAACAAUACAAUGAAUUUUCUUUUGGGGAGACAAGUGCACAUGGUAAUACUUCGCCAUUGAUCCAUAAUCCUGGCAAUAACUCUGAUCCCACAUCAGCAACAAGCCCAUAAAGA